Messenger RNA from Clonostachys rhizophaga, 552 nucleotides. Lineage: Eukaryota; Fungi; Ascomycota; Sordariomycetes; Hypocreales; Bionectriaceae. The record is from the annotation of a GenBank genome assembly.
AUGACGACGGCAAUACCCUCAAUCGCCUGCUUAGGCGUCAUUGGAAGAAACAACAACCCCAUGCACAUCUCCAUCUUCCCAUCGCAGGACCCGAUAACCAACAACUUCGCACCGAUCCGCACCCCCCUCCAGUUCUCCCUCAUCCUCUCCUCCACGAUCGACGUGUUCGAGCUCCGCACCAGACACAACGCCAUAUCCGGGGGCGGGCUCUCGGGCGAGUACGGCCUCCUGCAGGCCGUCGACGACCGCCUUGCCGCCUACGGCUACGAGACCAACACGGGGGUGCGCUUCGUGUGCGUCGUGGACAUGCGAGGGCGCCGCGUGGACUCUGCGGCCGCCUCGUCCAAGCAAGGCUUGCGGGACGCGGAGCUCAAGCCCGUGUUCCGCGCCAUGCAGAACGCCUACGUGCGGCUGCUGCAGAACCCCUUCUACAGCCCGGACGAGCACGCGCCGCUGGGCGGGAAUGGGGGCAAGAAGAUCACGAGCAGGAAGUUCGUGGACGACAUGAAGAGGAUCGGGGACGGCUGGACCCCUGGGGUGGUGAACCUGUGA